AUGAGGGCUUUCGUUUUCUUUCUCUUCAUGCUCCUGGCCAUGUUCUCAGCAUCUUCAACCCAGAUUUCAAAUACCACUGUUUUCAAACUAGAAGAGAAUUCAGAACCUGCACUUAUUCUGGAGAAAAAAAAUGAAGCUAACCAUCUAGGAGGACAAAGGGAUUCUAAUGAGCAAGGAGGUAGUUAUACACAAGGAAAUCUGGGAACAUUUAGUCUUCAAGGACAACCAGGAUAUUUUAACAAGCUAGAGAAACCAAGAAACUUUAAGCCAGGGAGAGCAGGAGUUUUAAACCAGUCUGAGAUUUUAAAAAAUUCAGGAAAAUCUAACCAAAAAGGGAAUCCAGAAUCUUCUAAUAUGCAGGAAAAAUCAGGAUCUUCUAGCCAACUAGGGAAACCAGGGUUUUCUACCCAACAGGGAAAUCCAGGGUCAUCUGGCCAACAAGGGAAACCAGGGUCAUUUAGCCGGAAAGUGAUGGUGGGGUCAUCUAGCCAACAGGGGAAGCCAGGAUCAUCUAGCCAACAAGGGAAUCUAGGGUCAUCUACCCAGAAAGGGAAUUUAGGAUCUUCUAGCCUACAAGGGCAUCUGGGUUUAUCUAGCCAUCAAGGGAAGCCAGAGUCAUCUGGCCAGCAAGGGAAGCCAGGGUCAUCUAGCCAACAGGGAAAUCUAGGAUCUUCUAGCCAACAAGGAAAUCCAGGGUCUUCUAACCAACAGGGGAAGCCAGGGUUGUCUAACCAACAAGGAAAUCUAGGAUCUUCUGGCCAACAGGGGAAGCCAGGAUCUUCUAGCCAACCGGGGAAGCCAGGGUCAUCUAGCCAUCAGGGGAAGCCAGGGUCAUCUAGCCAACAAAGAAAUCUACAUUUAUCUAGCCAGCAAGGGAAUCAAGGACCUUCUAGCAAACAGGGGAAGCCAGGGUUAUCCAGACAUCAAGGAAAUCUACGAUUAUCUAGCCAGCAAGGGAAGCCAGGGGCAUCUAGUCAACAAGGGAAGCCAGGGGCAUCUAGCCAGCAAGGAGAUCUAGGAUCAUCUAGCCAGCAAGGAGAUCUAGAAUCUUCUAAGAAUCAGGGGAAGCCAGGGUCAUCUAGCCAGCAAGGAGAUCUAGGAUCUUCUAAGCAUCAGGGGAAGCCAGGGUCAUCUAGCCAGCAAGGAGAUCUAGGAUCUUCUAAGCAUCAGGGGAAGCCAGGGUCAUCUAGCCAGCAAGGAGAUCUAGGAUCUUCUGGCCAACAGGGGAAGCCAGGAUCUUCUAGCCAACCGGGGAAGCCAGGGUCAUCUAGCCAUCAAGGGAAGCCAGGGUCAUCCAGCCAACAAGGAAAUCUACAUUUAUCUAGCCAGCAAGGGAAUCAAGGACCUUCUAGCAAACAGGGGAAGCCAGGGUUAUCCAGACAUCAAGGAAAUCUACGAUUAUCUAGCCAGCAAGGGAAGCCAGGGGCAUCUAGUCAACAAGGGAAGCCAGGGGCAUCUAGCCAGCAAGGAGAUCUAGGGUCAUCUAACCAGCAAGGAGAUCUAGAAUCUUCUAAGAAUCAGGGGAAGCCAGGGUCUUCUAGCCAGGAAGGAGAUCUAGGAUCUUCUAAGCAUCAGGGGAAGCCAGGGUCAUCUAGCCAGCAAGGAGAUCUAGGAUCUUCUAGGCAUCAGAGUAAACCAGGAUCAUCUAGCCAACAAAGAAAAUUGAGGUCACUUUACAACCAACGACAAAGAAAAAAUAUCGACAACACUUUCAAUGGCAAUAUAAAGGACUUUCAGAAAGAAAUUAUAGUAAAGGACGUGGAAAGAUUUUAUGAGAGGAAACACCUUAAGAAAAAUGGAAAUAGGGGCAGGAAGGCUGAAGGAACCUUCAGAACAACAACUCUUUCAGAGUGA
Macaca mulatta (Rhesus monkey) is the source of this 1854-nucleotide messenger RNA. The record is from RefSeq and is a predicted model, not a curated record. NCBI's taxonomy places the organism in Eukaryota, Metazoa, Chordata, Mammalia, Primates, Cercopithecidae.